This is a messenger RNA of Penicillium expansum, 765 nucleotides long. Its product is annotated as Polyketide synthase, enoylreductase. NCBI's taxonomy places the organism in Eukaryota, Fungi, Ascomycota, Eurotiomycetes, Eurotiales, Aspergillaceae. The transcript is spliced from 6 exons. The record is from RefSeq and is a predicted model, not a curated record. Bases 1 to 765 code for a protein of 254 amino acids. Gene Ontology annotation, molecular function: oxidoreductase activity, acting on NAD(P)H.
AUGGCAUCAUCCAACGUAUCACUGGUUGUCCGGGUUCCAGAAGGACAGCCUGAAUUGGUUAAAGAAGAACCUCCCCUACCAAUACCUGGGACUGGUCAAGUGCAAGUCAAGGUCGACGGAGCCGUGCUCGGAUGUGAUUUUGUUGGGGAAGUCACCAAGUUAGAGGACACAGUCACUCGACUUAACAAGGGUGAUAAUGUGGGGAAAUACCUGGGCUGGGCGGAUACAGUCAAUACACCAUCGCAGACCAACACAUUUCCUUUAAAGGUUCCUGCGAGCAUCUCACAAGAGAAGGCAAGCACCGUUCCUCUCGCUGCGGCAACAGUAUGGCUCGCCUUGUUCUCGAAGGACUGCUUGAAUAUUGAUCGCUCAAACGCCAAAGGUACCAGCGUCUUGGUAAGGGGUGGCAGCUCAAUCGUGUACGCCAUUCAGCUCGCCAUGAUCUAUGGCCUCGAUGUAAUCACGACUUGUCGUCCGCACAAUGAAGAUCUUGUCCGAUCCUGCGGCGCAAAAUAUGUCUUUGAUUACAAUGACCCGAAUGUGAUUGUAAAGAUCACCGAGGUCGCUCUCAUUCUUCGGUUGGAUCGCAAUGCUAAGCAUGAUCAGGCUUCGAAUGAUGACCAUGAGUUGGCCAGCGAACUGUUCGAGAAUCUGCCCUCGUGGUUGGAACAAGGCCUGGUCAAGCCAAACAAGGCUAAAGUCUUGGGUUGGAUUCUGUACCCCAAGGAUUCCAGGGUUGAGCAAGACAUAAUUCUGGGUUCCUAA